CUUCUCGUGCAGGCGGUGUGCAGCCACAUUGCACGCAACCACAGCAGACACACACGAGACGCGACGACCGUCACCAUCCCAUAUUGAACCCAUCACAGCCUGCCAGACGUCACACCUCCAACUCCCCCGUUUUGUCAGCGCUGGACAGCCUUGUUGUUGUUGUUGAUGUUGAUGGUGGUGAUGAGCAACGACAAGGUUUCAGCUGCCACUGCCACUGUGGCGGCAGCAACCCAUGACAUUGCACCUGCCACGUGCGACCGCAGUGUGUCUGUGUCGGUCGUGUUGGCAGACGAUGGCGCUGACCGACGCGUUGCCGUUUGCUCCUUUCCUGAUGAAAGUACAGGUGGCGGCCACUACGACGUGUUCCUUCACGUGGACAAAUGCCCACUCCAAGACCAGCCAGCGGCAACAGCCCUGCACCACAUCAACAAGGCGCUGGAGACCAUGGGCACGAGCGUGCGGCUGACCAAGCUCCAGUUCGCCACCGUGUUUCCAAUCACCCGUGAUGAUGACAACGACAAGGACCCUGAGCGGGACUCCGGGGGUGUCAUCCAAGCUCAACGUGGCGACCCGCAUUCACCAUCCUCAUCAGUUGCAGGGACAAAGGUGGAUUCCACCGCCGGGGCUGCCAGCGCACACCUCGACUGGCUGUUCUUUGCAGUCUUGAAGCCAAACGAGCUGGACGACGUCGCGCGUGCGUGCCGGUGUCGUGGCCACGAGGUUGCUUUGCUGCCAGAAGUACGGCUGAGUGCAUCCGCAUACGCGCUGUCAAGCACACCAUGGCUUGCGCGUGCAAUUCGCUCCUUCCACCCGCUGGUUGCGGGGCUGCUCAACACCAGCAAGAAGACCGUGCCCUCAUUCACCACCGCGUUGGACGAGCUGCUGGACUAUCACAUUGUCGAUCCUUGCCUGUACGUCUUUGACAACCCGGGAAAGGGCGUGCGUAGCAAGAGCAUCAAGGCGCUUGCUGACAACUUCCAGAUCCACCCACACGACCUCAAGAGUCUCAUGCAGAGUGUCGACCGCUUCCAUGAGCUCUCGCUCGUCAUUGACGACAUCGAAGACCACUCUACGCUUCGGCGUGACCGUCCCUGUGCACACCUCAAGUUUGGGAUUCCGGCCACGCUGAACAGUGCAUACUUUCUGACGUUCAAGCUGAUCGACAGCGUGCCGCGCUUGUUUCGUCGUCACCACAACAACACCAUCCGUCUGUUGAUUGACGGAACCGUUCGUGCACACCGCGGACAGGGCUUGGAGAUUUACUGGCGCGACAACCAGUACUGCCCCACCGCCGACGAAUAUGUGGAGAUGGUCAAGGGCAAGACGUCGACGCCAUUUGUGUUGUCGUGUCAGCUGUUCUUCCUCCACAGCACAGACUGGCGUGUUCGCCUCUCCAGUGCGCUUGUCCCACCCGCGCAAUCCAUCUGCAACAUGCUUGGGCUAUCCAGGUUUGCGCGGGAAUGGCUGCAGCCACUGCACAUUGAGCAGCGCAUGACGGCGCUCUUUGAGGAUGUUGGUGUCUUCUUCCAGGUGCGCGAUGACCCCGUGUACUGGCUCAAGAAAGGCUUCUGCGACGAUAUCCAUGAGCGGAAGUUUUCAUACCCCAUCAUCCACAUGAUCCAGAACCGGCUGCGCGGAUAUGAGGGCGUGCUUCGCCUCUUCUACGCAGAGCAGGCGCCCUCCUUUGACGAGAUCACACAGGCGCUGGAGACGAUUCAGCAGACAGAAGCGCUCCAGCACACGUUCGACUACCUGGUGGCGUUACGUAAGCGCAUCGACACAGAGGCACGUGCGCUGCAAAUCCAGGCGUUGCUGUCCUUGCUGGAGCGGCUAUCCUUCUCGCCACCGGACCGCAUAUCCACUGAUGUCAUUGAGCAAUUCAGGCCUUGCAACGACAAUGGCACAGCGAAGCAGCACGCACACUGACGGAGCCGUAUCGGCGCGGAGUGAGGUGGUGUGGCUCACUACUGUGGGAAGCGCAGGGCUUGAAGCACCUUUCGUUUGCCAACUCGGCAGUGCUCACACUGUUGAUGUCACUAGUUCUGCGUUGUCAUUGUCGCCCACACCUUCCCCCCUCCACUGCGUCCGCGUGUGUGCUUAUCUCCACCCCACCGUUACACCGCGACAAAGACGCUGCUCUGGUUCAAUCAAGUUAUGAUAAAGAGGCUACACGUUCA
Molecule: messenger RNA, 2177 nt
Organism: Salpingoeca rosetta
Lineage: Eukaryota; Choanoflagellata; Craspedida; Salpingoecidae
Exons: 8
Coding region: 166-1926 (586 amino acids)
Biological process (GO): isoprenoid biosynthetic process
Molecular function (GO): prenyltransferase activity
Source: RefSeq, a predicted model, not a curated record